AUGGCAGACAGCCAUCGCCCCCGUGUCCAGGACAAACCGAGUAUUUCGCUUCAUCCCCCCGGAGAAUUACUCAAUCUUCGUGUUGAGAACACUGAUGGAUCCGCGCAUAAGAUGAAUUCUGGUGAUCUGGUCAUUUUCCAGACUAAGGAUCUAGAAAGUCUGCCAUUGCCAUCAUGGGAUCUUCUCCAAAUGCAAUGGAUCCUCCAUAGGAUCGGUGCUCUCAGUGGAGCAGCCAACGUCCCUAUGAAGCCGUGGAAUUGCGAUAGUGAAGAUGAGGGUUCCAACAUGGGGUUGGAAGAUGUUUUCAAGCCUUUACAGGAUGCAUUUUCUGCCGGUGUGGAGUCUGAAGAUACUGUUGAACCUGAUGAAGAAGAUACGCAGUUGCCCACGAUUCUUGGCCGUCCGUCUCGUUUCCAGUCUUCCUUCGAGAUCAACCCAAAUGCAGACUUCCCUCGCCGACCAUCUCCCUCGAGUGAGAAGUCUCUACAGAAAAUAGCUAUUAUUCCUUCCGUCCCGCAUGCUAGAGGCUCCGAGAACAUCUCACCACAUCACCCAAAUCCUGUGGAGGAAAUUGUCGUCGCCUCACAAGGAAUGGAAUAUGGUCCUCGCCCAUCUCGUGACAGCCUUGGCAAUUAUUAUGUUGAGGAGUUAAGAUGA
Messenger RNA from Penicillium bovifimosum, 657 nucleotides. RefSeq lists its product as uncharacterized. Lineage: Eukaryota; Fungi; Ascomycota; Eurotiomycetes; Eurotiales; Aspergillaceae. The transcript has 2 exons. Bases 1 to 657 code for a protein of 218 amino acids. The record is from RefSeq and is a predicted model, not a curated record.